Molecule: messenger RNA, 2038 nt
Organism: Clupea harengus (Atlantic herring)
Lineage: Eukaryota; Metazoa; Chordata; Actinopteri; Clupeiformes; Clupeidae
Product: XK-related protein 8-like
Biological process (GO): engulfment of apoptotic cell; phosphatidylserine exposure on apoptotic cell surface; apoptotic process involved in development
Cellular component (GO): plasma membrane
Source: RefSeq, a predicted model, not a curated record
GUGUCCGAGCCCGAGUAUAAUUUCUAAAUAUUUGGACAAACACAGCCCGGGCCAUCGGGUUCCGUCGGGUCCGGGUAGGGUAUCCAACCUCUACACCUAAGGGUGGCUUGUACAAGGAGAAGAGCAGUGGUCCAAGGACAGAGCCUUGGGAAACACCGUAACUUACUCUGGUGUGAUUGGAUGACCUAUGGACAUGAACAAAUUGAUGACGAUCAGAAAGGUAAGACCUAAACCAGGAUAGGGCACAGCCUUUGAAGCCAACAUGAUGUUCAAGUCUCGGUAACAGGAUAUGGUGAUCUAUAGUGUCAAAAGUGGCACGAAGGUCUAGAAUAACAAGUAUUGAGGUGAACCCAUGAUCAGAUGCGAUUAGUAGGUCAUUCAGGACCUUGACUGAGGCUGUUUCAGUGCUCUGAUGGGCUCUAAAGCAAGUAAGUUGCUUAGCUAUUAUUUGUUACAGACAAGGGUGUUAGAUAUGGGUCUAUAGUUAGCCAGGUUAUCAGGAUCAAGGUUAGGUUUUUUGAGAGAUGGUUUGAUCACUGCUUUUUUGAAUAAUUGUGGAACGUAUCCAGAAAUGAGUGAAUUGUUCAUUACUUUAAGUAAUGUCUCCCUUAAUAAGGGUAGUGCAUGUUUAAGUAGUUUUGUGGGGAUAGGGUCUAGUAGGCACAUUUAUUCAAGGGUUCUAUUUACCAUAGGUUUGCCGGCGUGAUGGAGAUCUCUCUGCGCAACCUGACCACCCGUACAGUCCUGAAGGAGGGCAUCGCCGUCUACCUGACCCAUGACCUCAGGUUUCUGCGCCUCAUCGAGAUGUUCUCCGAGAGCACUCCUCAGCUGACCCUCAUGAUCACCGUCAUCUUGCAGAGGGAGGACGUGGAGUGGGUCACAGGUCUAAAGACUCUGGGCUCGUUUGCUACCAUCUCCAUCAGCGUGGUUAUGUACCACCGCUCCAUGCGCUCCUUCCAGAAGGACAAGGCCGAGAUGACGUGGACCUCGUCUCUGGUCUACUUCCUGUGGAACUUACUCUUAAUUGCCCCACGUGUGGCAGCAAUAGCCCUGUCUGCCUCUAUCCUGCCCCUCGGUAUGAUUGCAGUCCACUUCAUCUGCCUGUGGCUCGCACUAAUCUUCUGGGCCUGGCGUCAGGAAACGGAUUUCAUGGACUCCCCGUGCGGGGAAUGGCUCUAUCGGGCCACCAUAGCUCUCAUUUGGUACUUCAGCUGGUUCAAUGUAUCCCAGGGUGGCUCCAGAGGAAGGAGCAUCAUCUAUCAUUCCAUGAUAGCAGUGGACAUUAUGCUCCUGCUGGGGCUGUGGUGGUGGUGGAAUAGCGACCAGGAUCCGUCUAUAUUCGGCGUGCCAGCACUGGCAGUGUUUAUUUCAGUGGGUGGAUCCUACAUCCUAGGAAUCCUGGGGAAGAUAGUGUACUACAAAAUAUUUCAUCCUAAAAAAAAAGCCACUGAAGAGUCUGGAGAUGAUGAAAGACAGCCUGCGUGCUUAGAGGAAGAGCCGUUAGGUAUGGACGAGGUGGACAUUCCUUUCUCAGUUGAGGUGCAGUCACCCUUACCCCAACCCCCACCGAGGCCUUUGACCGGGGCCCAGAAGAGGAUGCAGAGACUUGCAGCUUGCAGAUAAGCAGCUAGAAGACUUACUUGACACAUUCCAUUACAGUGCUGCAAUGAACAGUUUCUUAUUUUUAAUUUAUAUUAUUUGAUAUAGCUUUUGACAAAUUCUAAGUAGUUAUUUUUAUUCUUUUUACUUAUUCUAUUCUAUCAAUACUGUCUGUCUCUCUUUUGUUCCAUCACAUUUUCAUUUUAUCACUUUGUUACCAGAUUCUGCUGGAUCAUUUCCUCUGUAAAAGCAGGUUACACAUGAUAUUCUCUGCUUGUAACAGUUUGCUUUCCAUGUGUCUGAGUGUUUUCAUUUACCUCUUCAUGUAUAUGUAUGUUUUUUUUGUUCUGAAAAUGUGUAGGCCUACCGAUCAUAAAUUAUUUGUUUACAAAUGUUAUAAUUUCUUUUGAAAAAUAAAGCUGAAUGAAUGUGUAAUGUA